Molecule: messenger RNA, 1803 nt
Organism: Phytomonas sp. Hart1
Lineage: Eukaryota; Euglenozoa; Kinetoplastea; Trypanosomatida; Trypanosomatidae
Source: the annotation of a GenBank genome assembly
AUGGCUAACAUAGUGGAGCUAGACCGGAUGCUGCGGACAGGACCUCUCCUAAAUGAGAAAGUCCUAGGUCGAUGGAUUUUGCUCAGUGAUAUCUCCAAUGCGAGUGAGUAUUACAACGCUGACGAGGCGACGACUUUCACUGCCGUACAGAAUGUCUCCAAUGUCAUUGUGACCCGCUACCUCAACAGCAACAAUAAGGAUGAAGUUUCUUUGCAUUGUAAGACGAAAUUCUGCAUUUUACUGAACAACUUCGCCCUCUAUCUACCUGUUCGAAGAGCCGUCUUCGCGUCGUUGCAGAAGCUCACCAGUGUCUUUGAGAACUCCAUCACAGACGAAAGUAAAAUGCCGUUCGAAUCGGAGUUGGGGAGGAUGUCGGAACACGUGCUGGUGCUGCUGAUGCGAUGCACUGACUACAAUCUCAAAGCCUCAGCCGUUCACGAGUUCACGGAAGGCCAAACUCAGUUUGCUAUUCAACUCCUCCUGGCGAUCCUUCUGAAAGAACCGCCUUACGAAUUUGAUUUGCGAUGUAAUUGCAUCACCGGCAUCUACGGAUUCACGCACCCACAAGCUUUCUUCAUCCCUGGUGAGGAUAUCAAGGAGAAUCUGUGUACAAAAUUUACUGAUAAGCUAAACUUUAUUCUUAAUCAUAUGCUUCGUCUGCGGGCAACACAAGUAGUAAGCGAUGUGUUAAAAGAAGCUAUGCUUGUGAACGGCACGAAUCAGACGGUACUACGGCGCGGCGUUACCGAUAUGAUGCGCUCCAUUAUGAAUAUCUUCAAGUUCAGCACCAACCGCUCGUCGGAAUGGCGAAGCCAUGUUCUUAACCAAACAACCUUUAUUCAAGAAACUGUCUCGAUGCACACACAAUCGCUUGUUGAUACUCUGGAAAAGCAGCUCGUGAAGACUCCUUCUGCUGUUUCCACAGAUUUGCUGAAGUCCCUUCAUUUAACAAUUAGAUUCUGCGUAUUUGCGACGUACCACCACAAGCAAGCCGUUAAGAUCCGAGACUCCUGCUCUUUUUUCGGUGUUAUUUUUGCGCUGCCGAUCCAAUCGCUUCUUACUGAUCCACGAAAGUCGUCUAUUGUGAAGGCUCUCUACAUCAGUAUAUUUCAUUUUAUGUGCAAUAUGAACGCCCUCGACAACAGCGUCCUUCCCGAAAAUGAACUACCGUUGGAGAUUCAAAGUGCGGAGCUUGCGCGCUUGCUGGAGGCCUUCCUUGAAAGCGAAGUGGUAGGUUGCGGGCUGGAGAUCGUGCAGGCUUGGUAUAAGCUAUUCAUGGAAAACAACAUGGAGUGCCCGCACGAGACAGACAACGUGACCUGUAAUGAAAUAGACGCCAUUUUUGGUAGAAUCCUGCGGCGACUUCACCCUUUCGGUGUCUCCGACACGGCGUCCCGCCUGCAGACGUCCUCACAGAGCGACCGAACCGCGACAAUUUCGCGAACGGCGUCGGAAAGGGCGAGUGUCGUGGGGGGGGCGAAAACGUCCCUGAACACCUCUCAGUCCGGAAAAAGAAAUUCCUACUCUCGGCUUCGUCCGGAGGGGAUGGAACCGGACUUCUGCUGUGCGCUCACCGGGGAGCUGAUGAAGAACCCGGUGAAGUCGCCCUACGGCCACUCCUUUGAUAAGGAGGCGAUUUUGCGUUGGAUGAAUGAAAACGGCUCGGUGUGCCCGAUGACGGGGAAGCCGUUAGAGGCCGCGGGGCUCGUGCCGGACACCGCCACAGGGGCAAGAAUUAUGCAAAUGAUCGUGGCACAGAGCAUGGCCACUGAGAUUACGGAGGAGGAGAUGUACAAUUUCUAA